This is a messenger RNA of Acytostelium subglobosum LB1, 2808 nucleotides long. RefSeq lists its product as hypothetical. Gene Ontology annotation, biological process: magnesium ion transport; monoatomic ion transmembrane transport. Gene Ontology annotation, cellular component: membrane. The annotation marks the transcript as partial. The record is from RefSeq and is a predicted model, not a curated record. The transcript is spliced from 2 exons. Gene Ontology annotation, molecular function: ATP binding; ATP hydrolysis activity; P-type magnesium transporter activity. Lineage: Eukaryota; Evosea; Eumycetozoa; Acytosteliales; Acytosteliaceae.
AUAAUGACAUUGGAGGAACCAACAACAAAUCCAUUCAUCUCGAUUCAGGAUUAUGGAGCUGAUGAUGGAGCGGCAACUGCACCGCUGAUUAUAAAACGCGAGAGAGAGACAAAGUUGAUAAAGUUGCAGAGAAUGCUUGGACUGCGCGCAAAGAAGAAGAAGGAGAGAGACCCCAACCAGGAGAAGAUAUUCAAUGAGCGCUUCAGAGAACUGUCCUGUCUGCAGCCGGACGCGAUGCUGGCCCGCACUGGCACACAUGCCGGCGGUCUCACCGUCGAGGAGGCCGAGCGUCGACUCAAGGAGCAUGGCCGCAAUGUCAUCACCACGGUCAAGCCCACGCCAUGGUACAAGCUGUUGUUCACUGCCCUCACGCAUCCAUUCAACAUUGUGCUCACCAUCAUUGCCGUCGUGUCCAUCUCGACCAAGGACUACGCCACCUUCACCGUCGUCAUGACGAUGGUGUUGCUGUCGGCCGGUCUGCGUUUCUACGAGGAGCAAAAGUCCAGCAAAGCCUUCACCCAUCUCAAGUCUCUGAUCAAGACCACGGUGACCGUGCGUCGUCGUCGCAGCUCCAGUGACACUGAGGGCGAGGACAUCCCCAUUGACAUGGAGGAGGUUGUUAGCGGCGACCUCAUCCCACUAAAGGCCGGUGAUGUCUUCCCCGGAGACGUGCGCAUCCUUCAGUCCAACAGCAUGUUUGUGUCGCAGUCCUCACUCACAGGCGAGUUCCUGCCAGUGGAGAAGUCGGCCCAGCACUCAGUCGUCCAGACAUCGAUCUUUGACACCCCCAACGUCUGUCUGAUGUCCACCAACAUCGUGUCAGGCAGUGGCGUUGGCCUGGUCUUUGAGACUGGCUGUAACACCUACAUCUCGUCCAUCUCUGAGAUCCUCACCAGCACCAAGACCACCAAUGCCUUUGACGUUGGUGUCAAGAAGGUGGCCUACCUGCUCAUGGGCUUUGGCGUUGUGAUGGUGCCCAUCGUCAUCGUUAUCAACGGCCUUACCACACGCGACUGGUUCGACUCUGUCAUGUUUGGCCUUUCCGUAGCCAUUGGUCUCACCCCAGAGAUGUUGCCCAUGAUCCUCAAUGCCAACUUGGCAAAAGGUGCCGCCGACAUGUCCAAGAAGAAGACCAUCGUCAAGCAACUCCAUUCAAUCCAAAACAUGGGUGCCAUGGAUGUACUGUGUUCAGAUAAGACUGGCACAUUGACAGAGGAUGAUGUACGCCUGCAUUCAUACAUUGGAGCAGACAGGGAGCAGUAUGACAAUGUGCUCAAGUAUUCAUACUUGAACUCACACUUCCAGAAGGGUCUAAAGAACGUCCUGGACGAGUCCAUCAUCGAAACCUUCCAUAAUAAGCAGGGCGAUUCCACACCAUCUGGUGACGUCGACUAUAGAAUGAUCGAUGAGUUCCCAUUUGACUUUACUCGUCGUAGAGUAUCCGUCAUCUUGGAGAAGCAGAAUGGUGCAGAGGGCGAGAGACUGUUGGUUUGCAAGGGUGCUGUCGAGGAGGUGUUGUCCUGCUGCACCAGCGUUGCCAACGCCGCCGACAAGUGUGUCGACGAGCUCACUGAAGACUACAAGGAGCGUCUGUUGCAGAUCUCCCACGACCUCAACGUUGAUGGACUCAGAGUGCUGUCAGUGGCCACCAAGCGCGCCGACAUUGAAGGACCCGACCAUGUAUACGACGUGAGAACUGACGAGAGAGGCCUGACCUUCCACGGAUUCCUCGCCUUCAUCGACCCACCCAAGGCUGACUGCGCUGACGCCAUCCAGCUGCUGAGAAAGAACAACGUCCAAGUCAAGGUACUCACAGGUGACAACCUGGCCGUGGCCAAGAAGAUCUGUCGCGAUGUCGGUAUCGAUGUGACCAAGGUCAUCUCUGGCCCCGAGUUGGAGGACGCCUCGCCAGAGGAGUUUGAACUGAUCGUCGAGGAGUGCACACUCUUUGCCAAGCUUACACCCAUCCAAAAGUACAACGUCGUGCGCGCCCUCAAGCGCCACAAGCACACCGUCGGUUUCCUGGGUGAUGGCAUCAAUGAUGCGCUUGCCCUGCGUGAGGCUGACAUUGGUAUCAGUGUCGACACUGCCACCAACAUUGCCAAGGACGCUUCAGACAUCAUCCUGCUCGAGAAGUCAUUGAAUGUCAUCAACAUGGCCAUCACGACCGGCCGUACCACCCAUGCCAACACCAUCAAGUACAUCAAGAUGGCCGCCUCAUCCAACUUUGGAAACGUGUUCUCUUUGCUUAUCGCCUCUGCCUGGUUGCCAUUCAUCCCCAUGCAGCCACUGCAGCUGCUCACUCAGAACCUGUUGUACGACUUCUCACAGAUUGCCAUCCCCUGGGACAACGUCGACGAGGAGUUCCUCGAGAUCCCGCAUCCAUGGAGUGUGUCCAGUUUGUUCAAGUUUAUGGUGUUCCUCGGCCCCAUCUCAUCGAUCUUUGACGUGACGACCUUCUCAUACAUGUGGUGGUACCUGGGCUGGGACAAUGCCAGCUUCGAGCAGCACUUCCAGACCGGCUGGUACGUCGAGGGCCUGAUCACACAGGUGUUCAUCGUGCACAUGAUCCGUACACAGAAGAUCCCCUUCAUCCAGCGUUGGGGCUCGUGGCAGUUGGUGCUCAACACGGCAUGGGUGGCCAUUGUCGGUGUUGCAAUCCCCUACACGCCACUGGGCAAGCUCUUGCACAUGGAAGCUCUUCCCCUUAUGUACUACCCAGGUCUGGCCGUAUCCUUCUUUGGUUACUUCAUCCUGACCCAGAUCAUCAAGCAUAUUUACAUCAAGUUGUUCAAGGAAUGGUUGUAA